Molecule: messenger RNA, 1745 nt
Organism: Perca fluviatilis (European perch)
Lineage: Eukaryota; Metazoa; Chordata; Actinopteri; Perciformes; Percidae
Product: galectin-3
Exons: 6
Coding region: 129-1313 (394 amino acids)
Biological process (GO): eosinophil chemotaxis; positive regulation of calcium ion import; macrophage chemotaxis
Cellular component (GO): nucleus; immunological synapse
Molecular function (GO): IgE binding; laminin binding; carbohydrate binding
Source: RefSeq, a predicted model, not a curated record
UGUGCUCGGCUAACAAGCUGACUGAUUCACUUUAACUACACCACGGCCUGCAGCCUGCUCCUGUGUGCACCUGAGGACUAAAGACCAGAAAAGAAAAAGCUGUACGUAAUCUUCUUCUGGCAGGCAGCAUGGAUUUGGUGUCCUCCAUCCUGUCCACCCUCUCUCUUCCUCAUAUCUCUGCCCUGGCCCCUGACCCUGACCCUGAUCCUUCUAUCUCUCCAUCUUCCCCCUCUCCUCCUCACUCUCAGCAUUCUGAAGCUCUGUGUGGCAGCUGCCCGUCCUCUGGUUCUGCCCCACAGGCUAACAGCAUUUGGCCGAGCCUGCCGCAGCCCGGAGCUGGUUUCCCUGCAUGGCCAGGACAACCAGGACAGUCCACCCAGCCUGCACCGUGCUGGACUGGCCAGCCAAACACACCCUGCUGGCCUGGGACAACACCAGCUCCGGUAUCUGUCCCUCAAGCCAUGACACCAGCCCCUGCACCUAGCACAAACGUAGUUCAAGCUCCAGCUCAAGUUCCAGCUCCAGCUGCAGGGCAGCCCUGCCAGCCCUGCUGGCCAGGCACCCAGUACCAACCUUCCCAGUACCAACCUCCCCAGUACCAACCUUCCCAGUAUCAGCCUCCUCAGUACCAGCCUCCUCAGUACCAGCCUCCGCAGUAUCAGCCUCCCCAGCAACCAGCUCCAGUUCAAGCUCAAGUCCCUACUCAAAUUCCAGCUCCAACUCCAGUUUCAGUCCCAGUCCCAGCACCUGCUCCUGCUACCAGCAUCCGUCCAAAUGUACCAGGAUGGCCUGCCCACCCUGGCUGGCCCUAUAACCCAGGACAGUCAGGAUGGCCUGGGCAGAGUCCAUCUGCCAUGCCUCCACACUGGCUUCCACCCACAUCUGGACCUCUUAGUGUGCCAUACAACUUGAACCUGGCCCGAGGGAUCUAUGACAAGAUGAUGAUGACCAUCUUGGGCCAUGUCAAACCCAAUGCAAAAAUGUUCACAGUGAACUUUCUGAGAGGCAACGACAUCGCCUUUCACAUCAACCCCCGCUUCAGUGAGGGGGGCAAACAGGCGUUGGUCCGUAACCACAAACUGGCUGAGCGCUGGGGACCAGAGGAGAGGGACCUGAAUGGACCCUUCCCCUUCGCUCAAGGGAGCCCAUUUGAGAUGAAGAUCCUGUGCACUCAAGAGACGUUCAGGGUGGCAGUGAACAACAUCCCACUGUUUGAGUUCCGACACCGAAUCAGAGAGCUCAACCAGAUUGACAGAAUCAACAUCCUGCAUGAUGUCGUCCUCACCUGCGUCAAUGUGGAGACACUUCCAUAGGAAGCACACUAUUACUCAUGCAGUACAUGAAUCAAUACAUCGAGGACACAGACAUGUAUGAGCAUGUUGUAAAUGCACAUGAGCAGAAAUGCAUACAAAGACACAUAUAAAAAUGUAUCAGGAAGCUUCAAGAUCGAACAAAUGUGUUAAUACGGGAUGUCAUAUUAAUUAUGGCAUGAGCUGAGCUCAUUCUAUAUGCUACUUCCUCUACCACAUAGCUAACAUUUAAUACAUAUACAAACAUUCCUAUUCUCUAUGCAGAUGCUACUGUAUUUGUUGUAUACAAUAGUUUCUAUAUUAUUAAAUUGCUACUAACUGAGAAUUAUAGAUGUGUUAAUAUUGCCAUAAAAAAAACAAUACUGUCUAUUAGAUAUCCAUUAGGGUUCUGUUAACUGUACUAAUUCUUAAAUAAAACUAUCAGUCAAAAAUCUG